AUGUAUGUGGUUGACGAUGCAAGUAUGCAAGGGAUAUUUUCGAUCUACCAACAAACACGGGCACAAGUGUCAGUUAUCGAGUUAUAUGUUGAGUUCGAAGAAUUAGUUGAGGUUAAUUUACCCGAACCUAAUAUCGACUGGACGGUUUAUAACACUGAAAGUGAAGAGGAAUUCGAGGGCACUUAUCAUAUUGUUGGUCCAGCUGAAGAUGUCGACGAAGAUGAUAUCAUAAUUGAGCCUGACGUUGCAGAUGUGACAAAUGUACUAACGAGCCAACAUCUAUCUAAAGAGCCUUCUUUUAUGCAUGCUUUGGAUCUAGAUACUAUGAAUGCACCAGAAUUUCCUGAGUUUGUCAAUGCAGAUCAUGUUGUUGUUAUGGAUGGUGAAUUUGUCAUUGGCAUGGAGUUUAGUUCUAGAGAAACUGUGAUUACAGCAAUUAAAGAUUAUACCAUUCGUCGGGGUGUGGAUUAUCGAGUGUGUGAAUCUGAGCCAACUACAUUUUAUGCUAAGUGUGUACAAUAUGGAACAAAUUGCGAUUGGCUUAUCAGGGCUAGUCUUAUUAAGAGAAAGUUUUGUUGGGUUAUAAGGCAGUACAAUGGUAGUCACACAUGCUCCAGGACAACAAUCUCUCAAGAUCAUGCCAAGAUAAACUCAGACAUGAUUGCAAAGGCUAUAAAGCCAUUGGUUGAAGUUGAUCCAUCUUUAAAGGUGAAAUCUGUGAUUGCCGAAGUACAGUCGAAAUUCAAUUAUACGAUAAGUUACCGCAAAGCAUGGCUGGCUAAGCAAAAGGCAAUUGCGAAUAUUUUUGGUGGUUGGGAAGCUUCUUAUGAAGCUUUACCGUCGUGGUUUGAAGCAAUGGUACAAAAAGAUCCAUCAGCUGCAGUUGAGAUCAAAACUGCACCAGCUUACCUAGGGGAUGAGGUGGUCCAGGAUAUUAGGAUGCUGACACGGGUGUUUUGGAGCUUUUACCCUUCCAUUAAAGCAUUUAGGAGCUGCAAACCAAUCGUCCAAAUAGAUGGCACACAUCUGUAUGGCAAAUACAAAGGAGCUCUCUUAGUUGCAGUUUCUCAGGAUGGCAAUGGCAAUAUUGCGCCUCUUGCAUUUGCCGUUGUUAAGGGUGAGACUUCUGAUGCAUGGCACUUCUUUCUUAUUCAUUUGCGCACACACGUGGUGACGCGGGAUGGUAUUGGGCUUAUCCCUGAUCGACACGACUCUAUUACCUCAGCAAUAGCACGUAGUAACGGAUCAUGGGAGCCUCCAAGAGCUAUCCACAUGUUUUGUGUUAGGCACAUAGCAUCCAACUUCUUAAGGAAUUUCAAGGCACCGUAUUUACAGAAGUUGAUUGUAAAUAUAGGUUAUUGUAGGACUGUGCGUGAAUUUAAUGUGCAGUAUGCAAGAUUACGUGAGCGUGGUGAGGCUUACACUCAGUUAAAUGAGUUGUUCACUAGGAAGAGGGCUGAGGCUCGAACGAAUGCGGGACAUAUAUUCUUUGAAUAUGCAAUCAACAAACUUCAAUUAAAUCAGCAGGCAGCGGAAAACAUCCAAGUUAACUUGUUUGAUAGGCAGAAUGAGGUCUUUGAGGUGCGCGAGAUGCCCAGCGGUUUAGAGUAUGCGGUGAAUCUCCGUCAACGACAUUGUGAUUGUGGUGAGUUUCAGACAUAUCGAAUUCCUUGUCGUCAUGUCUUUGCGUGUUUUGCGAACCAACCACUUGAUUGGCAACAAUAUGUUCAUGACGUAUAUAGGAUGGAGGAGAUAAAGAAGGUGUAUAGAGCAAGGUUUAAGCCAUUAGGGAACCCAACAACAUGGCCUGUGUAUCAAGGACCAAGGCAUAUACCUAAUCCACACUUAAAGCGAGUAUCCAAAGGACGUCCCAAAAUAAUUCGUUUCUUGAAUGAAAUGGAUAUGCGUGAUAUGCGUGGUCCUAGGCGUUGCGGGCUUUGUGGAGGCCAGGGUCACAGUCGAAGUAGAUGCCCUCAGCAUCCAGGGUCAAGUGCUAGUGGUGGUGCUCAUAAUUCUUAG
Messenger RNA from Arachis stenosperma, 2019 nucleotides. RefSeq lists its product as uncharacterized. The record is from RefSeq and is a predicted model, not a curated record. The transcript is spliced from 4 exons. Bases 1 to 2019 code for a protein of 672 amino acids. Gene Ontology annotation, molecular function: zinc ion binding. Lineage: Eukaryota; Viridiplantae; Streptophyta; Magnoliopsida; Fabales; Fabaceae.